Talaromyces proteolyticus is the source of this 1086-nucleotide messenger RNA. Its product is annotated as xylose isomerase-like protein. The record is from RefSeq and is a predicted model, not a curated record. Lineage: Eukaryota; Fungi; Ascomycota; Eurotiomycetes; Eurotiales; Trichocomaceae. The transcript has a single exon. Bases 106 to 1005 code for a protein of 299 amino acids.
GGGGAGACAUCGAGGAAAUUUUUCAAAUUAUCCAAGGGUAAAACUGCAGAUACAGUUCAACUAGGACACGACUUGACUAUUAUUCCAUAAUCAAGAAUUUACAAAAUGCAUCUUUCGUCCCAUACUUGGAUGCGUCCAGAGCCUUUAGAAACAACUCUCAAACGACUUAGUAGUCUCGGAUAUACUAGCAUUGAGCUCGAAGGCGAACCCAACCGAUUUCCCAUCGAUGAAACGAAACAGUUGUUGAAAAAAUACAACUUGAAAUGCUGGGGCGCUGUGACUAUCAUGCAAGGCACUCGCGAUCUUACAGCGGCGGAUUCUAAACAUCGGCAAGAAACCGUGCAGUACAUGAAAGAUGUGGUAGCUUUGUCGGCCGCAUUGGGUGGAGAAAUCGCGACAAUUGUUCCCGCACGAGUUGGAAAAUUGGUCCCGACCUCAUCACCAGAACAGGAAUGGAAAUGGGUUGUUCACGGUCUACGCGAAGUAGCAGCAUUCGCAAAGACAAAAAACAUUCGAGUUGGAAUCGAGCCCCUCAAUCGCUUCGAGACCUAUUUUUUAAACCGAACCGACCAGACCUUGGCCCUUGCAGAUGAGGUCGGCUACGAUUGCGGAAUUGCUUUUGACCCAUUCCAUCUGGCGUUGGAAGAGAAAGACAUGCUUGAAGCCAUGCGAAAGUGCGGCUCUCGCAUAAUCGACUUCCAUGCAGCAGACAACAAUCGACAUGCUGCCGGUGAUGGAUCCUUUAACUGGCCCGAAAUCAUGACCGUUCUCAAGGAAACUGGUUACAAAGGCGCACUGGCGGUUGAGUGCAUUCCACCAAUCGAUCGCUCGCCUGUGGGAAACUAUUCAUUGAACCAGGUGGAGACAGACACGGGGAACAUCGAGGUUUCACCGGAUCGUCUAGAAUUCAUCAUUGACCAUGGAUCGGCCCUGCUUUCUGAAGAGUACUAUACUUACUUGAUGAAGAGAUCGGCGGAGACUCUGGGACCUUUCACCAAGGACUAACUUCAGACCAAAAUAUUGGAUAUGGAAACCUAUUCCGAAGUAAAUAGAUGACAAAUGAAUAAUAGUUAAUGAUGUGUCAGC